UCCAGUACAAAGGCAGGCAGGGACGGCCAUGCCUGCAUACUAACACGGUUGAGUGUACACACGGCUCUGUCUCUCUCACACACUGUCACAAGAUUGUCAAACACACCGUCACAGUCUGACUGAAACUCACACCCGAGCUGCUAAUGCUACCGGCAGAACAGAAGACGCAGAUAAAGGCCCAGUACAAUAUCCCAGCAUAGAGAGAGGGGCUCUUCACAAUAGCAACCUUCAGACAACAGAGGGGCCAUUCUUUUACCAUCCUACAUAGACAUAGAACCACAACCUCCACACAGGAAGGAGUUCAGCACUUGGAUUCUACCGAACCCACCAGAGGCAAGGCUCGAAUUCCAGACUGUACCAGAACCACUAGAAGCAGGGGGAGUUCAAAGCCCUGGUUGAAUCGAUCUGAGUUAGCAGCAGAACUUGGUACCAACCAAAGUACCCAGGAACAGUAUCGGUAUGCUGGCCCAGAUCCUGAAGGACAUGUGGGUGGACCCGGAUGUGCUGGAGGCUCUGUGCGAGGAGCAGAGGAGAACCCUGUUCCUCAAGAUGAGGGAGGAACAGGUGCGCCGCUGGAGAGAGAGGGAGGAGACGGACGAGAGGGGAGCUGGCGACAAGGACCCCGCCAGGCCUGACAAAGAUCCCAACAAGAGGGUGAGAUGGCUCCCAGGACGGGAUGGCGAUGUGUGUGUGCAUGUGAUUGGAGAGGAGGACGACUUCAGAUCCUCUAAUCUCCUAAAGACCCUCCGAAACAAUAGAAUCCAGAGUAAAGAUGGGAUUCAAACUGAGAUCCAGUCAAUGUCACUGCUGACAAACAAAGAAAUCCACCGGCCAGCGAUACCGCUGCAUCUCACCGAUGACUCAUUGAUCCGUCGCCAUGGCGGCACCUCCAGGGACUCUGAGGAGGAUCAGGAUUCAGGCAGUGCCGAGGACGACCCUAGGGAGGACAGCAGCGACAGUGACGCGGGCGUCAACGCUGAGGACCCCAAGCACUGGGGUCUCCUCUACAGGACCCACCGCAGGGGCAGUGGCCCUCCGCCACUCAGCUGUCAGCUGUCAGUCACAGAUCAGGCCCCCCCACAGGACAGAGUAUUGGCACGUGGCGAGGGGCAGGAGAGCUCGGGUUACGGAGGCCGCGUGGCUCAGCUCAGGAGGGCGUUCGCCGGAUCCUCCAAAAACAGUCUGCCCGUCAGCGCCAAACCGCCUGUGCCCCUGAAACCACAGCACCUGCUAGUGAAAACCAACUCCCUCCGAUAGCUUAACACCAAGACUGGUCACAAUGGGAAAUGACUUGAUUUCAAUACUGCAUAAUGGUACAUGCUUGCCUGAUGAGACUCAAAAUGAGACACACCUGAUAUGACUUGCCUUAUGAAGGAACCUGACAGACAAUGAAUGUGUGCUUACUGUGUUCAACUGAGGUUGAGAAAGCUUGUGCCUAACCAGAUUAAAUGUGUUUGGUGUCACUUUUUGUAGCUUACUUUUCCAUCUGAGAGUCUUAUUCGAGAAGGCUAGCUUGGUCAUGUGAAGACUAGUUUGGCUGUGUGAUGUUGAAGACUGGGGCAAAAAGGAACUAAUCUUCCUGAACUUUCCUCUUGACUCCUGAGCAUGAAUUAAUGUCCCUGCCUCCCGCUAAGAGACGUCCUUUCCAAAGUACAUGAUGUUUCAAUCUGCAGUCCUACUGUGGGAAAUGGACAUGGCGCAUUGCAUAUACUUUAUGUCUGCAUAACAUAUUGCACAUACUCUUGAUAUAACAGCCUAAUUCAUGUAAAUAACUGUAUAGUUUGUUCAGGUACUGUAUGACUGGUGGUGAAAGAGUACCACCACCCUGGUUGUGUGCCUUAUCAUGACUUAUGUCAUGUUUGUGCCGAGGGAGCUGUGGAUUUUAAUGAUUAAAUUGUUUCUUUAACACACACCCCCUCUCAUUUCAACAGUUAAAUGUUACCGGUUUUAUAUCACUGACUGUUGGUGGUUCCUAUUGUUACAUUUUUGUACAGAAAUCAAUUCGUUUCGCUGUUUUCGUUGACAAUUUCAAUGUCAAUAAAGGUGGCAUAAA
Osmerus eperlanus (European smelt) is the source of this 2053-nucleotide messenger RNA. RefSeq lists its product as uncharacterized. The transcript is spliced from 6 exons. Gene Ontology annotation, cellular component: cytoplasm. The record is from RefSeq and is a predicted model, not a curated record. Lineage: Eukaryota; Metazoa; Chordata; Actinopteri; Osmeriformes; Osmeridae. The coding region runs from base 460 to 1257 and encodes 265 amino acids.